Molecule: messenger RNA, 5862 nt
Organism: Sycon ciliatum
Lineage: Eukaryota; Metazoa; Porifera; Calcarea; Leucosolenida; Sycettidae
Exons: 8
Coding region: 291-2930 (879 amino acids)
Biological process (GO): DNA integration; DNA recombination
Molecular function (GO): DNA binding
Source: RefSeq, a predicted model, not a curated record
ACUUAUGGAGCCUGGUCUGUCGGGCCGAAUCAGUAGAUCGGUAAUUGUUAUAGGCAUUGUGCAUAGCGUGCGUGUCCGCUUUUGGUCCGUAACUUUGUUUCUGCAAGUUCAAAGCGACUAGCUAGCACGAUCUUGACCACUUGUUUGCCAGUAGUCUUCUCAGGCAGCGUGCUGGUAUCCACUUAACGUACUACACCAGAAGUACAGUUCUGACAAGAGUGAAUGUUUGCGUAGAUGACGGUGUGCAUUUUAGUACUUUGAACGCGGCGGGAUCGAGCGGGGCUUAGAAAAUGAAGCAGAUCAGCGAGCCGCAUCCACCCAGAGCAGAGUUCAUCCAUGUCGAAGAGGAGUGGCACCCAUGCGAGCGAGCAGUAUCCCUCCGUGUAGUGAACACGUGGUUCAGCUGUGGUGACGGCGGUAAUGAAGUUUACGUCACCGAAACCCAGGAAACGUGGGUUGCUGGCGAGCAGUUCUGCCAACGUCAAGGCAGCCAUCUCGCCAGCUUCCCCCAGAUCACGGCAUGCAAGUCAAGUUUACUGUCGUUGCUUGGUCUUGCAGUAGAAGUCCAUACCAGCUACACCAGAUUGCUGGAUGGACUUCACUACCGUGAUGUGGGAAACGUCCUGCAAUUGUCGGACAGUGUCAUUGACGUCAAACGCAUUCCCGACAAUUGCACGGAUACGUUUCUUGGGAACUCAUUACCGCCGGAAGACAGAAGGUGCUCGAUCACCAAUACGGUUGUGUGUGGACGAAAUCCUGCGUAUAUGGAACCAUCAACAGUGUGCGGAUCGUACAAAAUGACGUAUCAUAGCAUCUCGUUCUCAGCUGACGAUGCAAACCGGACGUGUCGCCAACGGUAUGGUGGUUGGCUGUUGUCCACAAACAUGCAGCAGCUCAGCUGCGUCUCUCAGCUCCUGAAUUCGUCUCAGGGGCUGAGAGACAACAACGCCACCACCAUACCCCUCUACACCAGCGGCACGACCGGGUCAGCUGAGUGCGAGGUGUAUUCGCCAUCAAGGUCGGCAGUACUUCAAGACUCCUGCACCGCAGCCAGGCCGACCGUCUGCGUGUCUCGGUACUGCAACGGCAGCGACAACUUGGUGGCGGUACGAAAUGAAGACCGGUGUCAGUGCAGACCCGGUUUUAUCCGUACAUCCGCACACAGCUGCAGCAACAUCCUAUCUACUGUCGGACAAGACGAUUCAAACAUCACUCUGUUCCGUUGGUUUGAGUCCAAGUGGAGAGUGGAGCGUGUCUUCACGAAGCAGAUGGUCACCCAGCUGGCAAACCUCUCAUUGCCUCCAGGCAUGUUUGCCUUCCGAUCUGCUGCGUUGAUCGUCUAUACGUUCUCCACCUCCCUUCAGCCAGCGGACACUGUCGUCGCGGAGCUGGCCCGGAAUGCUUCACUUUUCUUGAGAGUGAACGCCAGCUCUGGCGGCACAGUCUUGUCGACAGUAGGACGUUCUCUGAGCAACUUUACUGUGUGGUUUCGACGGUUUAACUUCAAGUGCUACAACGCGACCAACAUCACCGUCAGCUGUAGCUUCAGCCCGUUCAAUCAGACACUUCGUUUCGAGGACGGGCUGUACGAAGUUGCCGUCUCUCCACACAGUUCUUCUGUACUUAGCGUUCCAGCUCUGUACAGAAUCCACCCAAGACCGACUAGCGCCCCCACUCUGAUGACCAGCCUGCCAUACUCUUCAACAUCAGUCAUGGUGCCUCCAUCGGGCGGAGAAUCCACACCAUCGCUGUUCAGUUCAUCGCCGAGCAGCAGCAAUGCUCCGUCACCGAAGGGCAGCAUGGGUGGCUUGUUUGCAGGCAUUGGCAGUGCUGUGGCGCUACUAGUCGGUCUCCUCAUCCUAGCAUGCGUGGUGCUAGUGAGACGUCGUCGCAAGGGUGGAGUCAACAUCCAAGCUCAGAGAACGGGUCACCUUCAGGAAUUUGGCACUGACUUUCCUUUUCACCAGCGCAUUCGGCUCCACUUUGCGUGGGGGGCAGCCAGGUACCUUCCAUAUGGACCGCCCCCCGCCGCUGACGUGGACGCCAUUGCUGAAGGAGAGCAGUGCUAUCGGGAGUUCUGUCAGAGAUGCACGUGGGACCACCGAGCAACAACCGGCCGCAUGUUGGCAUGUUUUGCGGUGCACCUGGCCCCGUCGACUCCUCUGUCGGCUAUCAAACAAUACAUCACCGAUGUCGCUCUAGCCGACGAGGAGCGCGGGCAGCCAGAUCCCAGAACCUCUGCCACGCUUUUGUCCAAAGUCCUUCAGGAGGUAGGGGGAGCCGGGAAGCCGCCGCAGCUUCCUCUGACAACCACACUGGUCAAAUUGAUCAUCGACCAGCUGUUGGUCAAGGAGGGAGUUGUGGCCGACGACAAGAUCAUGCUCCAGGCGGCAAUCUUGUUAGGCUUCUACGGUUUCCAGUCACUCGACUCCAUCUGCGAGUGCUACCCAAGAGGACAGGGCAUCAGCGCUACUGCGGAAGAUGUUACCCUCGUCAAUCAUCCAAACGGCGAGUGUGUCAUACGCUUUCAAGAAAAGAGUUGGCCGCUCGUCCGUAUUGUCUAUGUCAGCAGAGCCGAGGGGCAAUAUUGCCCAGUGUUUGCCAUGCGCACUUACUUGUCAAGGCGUAAGGCAGACACUGGGUCGCCUGGGCCUCUCUUUCGCUAUCUCUCUGGUUCACCUCUAACUGUCCACCACUUGACCAGAGAGGUACGCGAACUGUUGACGGCGGGAAACAUCAAUCCCGCAAUAGACUUCGGAGGGUACUCGUUCCGGAUCGGUGCGACCACGUCCGCCAUCGUCUCUGGCGCACCUGAUUGGCUCAUCGAUGGUCUCGGUCACUGGGAAGGUCGAAGUGUAAGGAAGUACCGAGACACCGAGCUGGAGGAUCUGCCCGACAUGUCAUCUUUCCUCUACAGGUCAGUCCUGUAGUCGGGUAGGUUCUCUAGUAACCAAUCAGGGGAAUUCCCGGAUUCCUGAGGUGACAGGAUGUGCUGCAGCAUCACCAUCACCAUCAUCAACAUAAAAAAUAAUAAUAAAAAAAUCAUCAUCAUCAUCAACAUCAUCAUCAACAUCAUCAACAUCAUCAUCAACAUCAUCAACAUCAUCAACAUCAUCAACAUCAUCAUCAUCAUCAUCUACAUCAUCAACAUCAUCAACAUCAUCAACAUUGUCAUCAUCCCCGCCGUCAUCCCCAUCGUCAUCAUCAUUAUAAUCAACAUAAUAAACAACAACAAUGUAUAGGAGGCCUUGGUCUAGUCUUUACUAAAUCAAAUUACUAGUGUAAUUAUGCAUUUGCCAGCUAGGCAGCAACAUCAGCAGCAUCAACAGCACCAGCAGCAGCAGCAGAACCCGGCUGAAGCAAUAACAGUAACGGCUUGCUGAAGUGAAAACAGUAACAGAUGUCUGUAGCAGAGAAACUUCCAGCCAGCUCAAGCCAGCUGAAGUAGCAGUGGCCUGCAGUAGCAACAAUAGCAGCAGCCUGCAGUAGCAACAGUAGCAGUGGCCUGCAGUAGCAACAAUAGCAGCAGCCUGCAGUAGCAACAAUAGCAGCAGCCUGCAGUAGCAACAAUAGCAGCAGCCUGCAGUAGCAACAGUAGCAGUGGCCUGCAGUAGCAACAAUAGCAGCAGCCUGCAGUAGCAACAAUAGCAGCAGCCUGCAGUAGCAACAAUAGCAGCAGCCUGCAGUAGCAACAAUAGCAGCAGCCUGCAGUAGCAACAAUAGCAGCAGCCUGCAGUAGCAACAAUAGCAGCAGCCUGCAGUAGCAACAGUAGCAGUGGCCUGCAGUAGCAACAAUAGCAGCAGCCUGCAGUAGCAACAAUAGCAGCAGCCUGCAGUAGCAACAAUAGCAGCAGCCUGCAGUAGCAACAAUAGCAGCAGCCUGCAGUAGCAACAAUAGCAGCAGCCUGAAGUAGCAGCAGGCUGAAGCAGUCAUGAUAACAACAGCCGUGGCAGUGACAAAAACAGUUGGCUGUUCCAACUACCAUACUAGACGGCUUUAGCCGAGACCUUUACGGCUGUAGGACUCAAGACAAAUUCUGGCUGAAUCAGUGGCAAAAACAGCCAGUCCAAGCACUUUAGACAAAUUCUGGCUGAAUCAGUGGCAAAACACAAAUUCUGGCUGAAUCAGUGGCAAAAACAGCCAGUCCAAGCACUUUCUUGUACAGUCGCCUGUACCAGCAACGAUAACCAUAGCAACCGGCUGAAGAAGCGACCAGAGCAGUCGAUUGAAGCAGAUAAGAAAGCAGCAACGAUAAUUGCCGGCUGUUUUGUUGCAAGUUUGCGGAGUUGAGGGUUCGAUGGACUUCUCGUGUACUCUUCAUGGUAGUUAUUAGUUACACAGUGCCAAUCCCAAUGUAUUAUUGUCCAAUAUCUACAAUGCGAACUUAUUUGUCAAGGCGUUUGGCAGACACUGGGUCGCCUGGGCAUCUCUUUCGCUAUUUCUCAGGUUCACCUCUAACUGUACGCAGAUUGACCAGAGAGAUACGCAAACUGUUGACGACAGGAAAUAUCAAUCCCGCAAUAGACUUCGGAGGGUACUCGUUCUGGUGCCGGCUGAAGCAAAGACGGUAAAAGCCGGCUGAGGGAACAACGAUAACUGACGGCUGAAUCAGUGACUACAACAGCCGAGUGUAGCAGAGACGAUAACAGUCGGCUGAUCUAGUGACAAUGACAGCCGGCCGAAGCAGUGAUGCCAAUAGCCGGCCGAAGCAGCGAUGCCAAUAGCCGGCCGAAGCAGCGAUGCCAAUAGCCGGCCGAAGCAGCGAUGCCAAUAGCCGGCUGAAGCAGCGAUGCCAAUAGCCGGCCGAAGCAGCGAUGCCAAUAGCCGGCCGAAGCAGCGAUGCCAAUAGCCGGCUGAAGCAGUAACGAUAACAGCCGGCUGAAGCAGCGAUGCCAAUAGCCCGGCCGAAGCAGCGAUGCCAAUAGCCGGCCGAAGCAGUAACGAUAACAGCCGGCUGAAGCAGCGAUGCCAAUAGCCGGCCGAAGCAGCGAUGCCAAUAGCCGGCUGAAGCAGUAACGAUAACAGCCGGCUGAAGCAGUGACCAUAACAGCCGGCUGACACAGUGAUGACAAACUGAGCCGGCUGAAGAAGCGACCAUACCAGCCGGCUGAAGCAGGGACGGCAAUAGCCGGCUGAAGCAGUGAUUACAAUAGCCGGCUGAAGCAAUGACUCCAACAGCCAGCUGUAGCAGAGACGAUAACCGCCGGCUGAAGCAGUGAUUACAACACCAGCGUGUAGCAGAAACGAUAGCAACCGGCUAAAGCAGUGACGACAAUAGCCGGUUGAAGGCGCGAUGAUAACAGCCGGCUGAAGCUGUGAAGAUAAACGCCUGAGUCAAUGCCUACAACAGCCAGGUGUAGCAGAGACGAUAGCAGCCGCUUAAAGCAAUGACUACCAGAGCCAGCUGUAGCAGACACGAUAACGCACGGCUGAAGCAGCGACGAUGACAGCCGGCUGUAGUAGUGACGAUAACAGCCGGCUGAAGCAGCGAAGACAAUCGCCGAAUGAACCAGUAAAGAUCGCAGCCGGCUUAAACCAUGACUAUAACAGCCGACUGAAGCAGUGACGAUAACAGUCGGAUGUCGCAGGGACUAUAACAGCCGGCUGACACAGUGAUUACAAAAGCCGGCUGAGGAAGCGAAGGUAACAGCCGGCUGAAGCAUUGACGAUGGCAGCCGGCUGAAGCAGAGACAAUGACAGCCGGCUGAAGCAAUGACUACCACAGGCGGCUGAAGCAAUGACUACCACAGCCGGCUGAAGGGGCGAUGACAACAGCCGGCUGAAGCUGUGAUGGAAACAGCCGACUGCAGCAGUUACGAUAACAGUCGGCUGGAGUAACAACAAUAACCGGCUGAAGCAAU